AUUUGGUCACGGCCCAUAUGGGCCUAUUAAGUCAGUGAAAGUGACGAACCUUGUUAGUGCAUUCACCUUUUUCAAAUUUUGUUUUUUUUUUCCAUCAUGACCAUGCUUUUAAUUUUAGCUUAUGGAGUGACGAUUUAAUUAUUGUUCUCACAAAAAUCCAAAACUCUCUUUUUUGCCAGUCAGCGUAAUUAAUGUUGAAGCUUAAUCAACAUUAAUUAAAAGAUUACCAAAUGUCAUUUUGUAUUUGCCAAAGUCUCUCUCUCCAUUGUUGAUGUGUACAAAACCUGAAAUAGCGGCAAAUCUCUCACCACAUUUUCGUUUCCUCUCCCUUUUUUCCAUUUUCUUCUUCUUCUUUCUUCGAAUCAAGAGAAUUUUAGAACGACGCACCUUGCUCUUGGCAAAAAUCUGUAAAAAGGUAUUAUCUUUGUAAUUCCUUAUUUUCAGUUUUUGUUCUUUGUGAUAAUGACAACACACAACAAACUCAUCAUCUAUGUUACCAAAAAAAAAAAAAAAAUCAUCUAUAAUCCUACCAUGAUGCAUCAGCUUCAUGCAUGCAGUUUAUUUAUCGUCCACCACCUUGUUUGUUUGUUUUUUGUGGGGUUUAAUUCAUGUGGGGAAACCAAUCAAUUUUUCUUACGAAUUUGUUUGAAUAUCCGAUGCUCGUACUGAAUCAAUUCUAGCUUGUUGGGUUCUUCUUCUUCUUGUUGUUUUGCUUGCCAAGAGCCUCUGUUAUUGUGGCUUUGGUAUGAAAUUUGCAGUUGCUUUUUUUUUGAGGAUCAUGGUAACCUUUACCAUGUUAUGGUUGAGUUGAUGAUAAAUAAUGUUUCAGAAAAAUAACUAUGAAUCAAUAGAAGCUUCGUGGUCUCAGUUACAAUGGUUCUUUCAGAGAUUCUAGUACCUACAUUGCAAGAGAACUCCCUUUUGUUUUUCAAGUUACAUUGUGGUGUAGAUUAGGAAUAGCUCUCCUUUCUUUGCUUUGUUGCACGCCUUGUACCCCUUGUCUAGUUUCUUCUGACUUUGAAUAUCUAUAGAUACGUCCCAACUCAUACUUGUUAACUUUCUUUGCAGGUUUCUUGAAUAAGAAGCUAUUGAGGGUUUAAGCUUUGCAAAAAAAAAAAAAAAAAAAAAAGAAGAACUAGAAUGGCGUUUUCUAUGAGAGAUUUAGAUGAGGCUCUCCAAGGAUGUGGCCAGAAAUUGUAACCUUCUCUCACUCUUUAUUUUACUCCUUGCGGUAUUGCUUUUUGAUCAUUUGCAUAUUUUAUAUCUCUGGGUGGUUGCAUAUAUAUACAGUGGGAUUGAAAUAUGGCGCAUCGAGAACUUCAAACCUGUCACUAUUCCAAAAGAGUCUCAUGGUAAAUUCUUCACCGGGGAUUCCUAUAUUGUCUUAAAGACCACAGCGUCAAGAAGCGGUUCCCUGCAUCACGAUAUUCACUACUGGCUCGGUAAAGACUCCACUCAGGAUGAAGCUGGUGCUGUAGCCAUUAUGACAGUUGAGUUAGAUUCAGCUUUAGGUGGGCGUGCUGUUCAGUACCGAGAAGUGCAGGGUCACGAGACUGAGAAGUUCCUUUCCUACUUCAAGCCUUGCAUAAUACCUCAGGAAGGUGGAGUUGCUUCAGGGUUCAACCACGUAAAGCCCGACAAGCAUCAGACGCGUCUGUAUAUCUGCAAAGGCAAACAUGUCGUCCGUGUAAAAGAGGUUCGGUUUGCUCGAUCGACUCUCAACCACGACGAUGUUUUCAUUCUCGAUACAGAGUCCAAAAUAUUUCAGUUCAGUGGUUCCAGUUCGAGUAUUCAAGAAAGAGCAAAAGCUCUUGAGGUUGUUCAGUACAUCAAAGACACUUACCAUGAUGGAAAGUGUGAUAUCGCAGCUGUGGAGGAUGGGAGGUUGAUGGCUGAUGCCGAAGCUGGAGAGUUUUGGGGUUUGUUUGGUGGAUUUGCUCCGCUUCCUAAGAAAUCAGCACUCAGUGAUCACCGGACCGCUGGAUCUGACGGGAUCAAACUCUUCAGUGUUGAGAAGGGACAGACAAAACCCACAGAAGCUGAGUCUUUGCAGAAAGAGCUUCUAGACACUAACAAAUGUUACAUUCUCGAUUGCGGUCUCGAGUUGUUCGUUUGGAAGGGGAAAAAUACUUCAAUCGACCAAAGGAAGAGAACAAGUGAAACUGCAGAAGUAAAUUUCUUCUCAUGCACUAAACGAAUAGUCUUUGGUUUGAUGAGUUUUGCUAAACGUCACUCUUCUUUUUUUUGUCAGGAGUUUUUCCGUUCAUCUGAACGUCCAAAAUCAAACCUGGUCAGUGUGAUGGAAGGGUUUGAAACAGUGAUGUUCCGAUCUAAGUUUGAUUCAUGGCCCGCUACAAGUGCCGUAGCUGAGCCCCAGCAUGGCAGAGGCAAAGUGGCAGCUCUUUUGCAACGGCGGGGAGUUAACGUUCAAGGCCUGGUGAAGACUUCUUCUUCUUCUUCUAAAGACGAGCCUAAGCCAUACAUUGAUGGCACAGGAAAUCUCCAGGUCUGGCGAAUCAACCGCGAGGAGAAGAUCCCUCUCGAAGCAGCAGAGCAAUCAAAGUUCUAUACCGGAGAUUGUUAUAUAUUCCAGUACUCGUAUCCCGGAGAAGACAGAGAGGAAACUCUAGUGGGUACUUGGUUAGGAAAGCAAAGCGUUGAGGAAGACAGAGCAUCUGCUAUUUCCAUGGCAAGCAAGAUGGUUGAAUCCAUGAAGUUUAUGCCAGCUCAGUCUUCAUCCUUGCAGGCUCGCAUUUACGAGGGAAAAGAACCGAUUCAAUUUUUCGUGAUCAUGCAAAGCUUCAUCACAUUUAAGGGUGGUCUAAGUGAUGCUUUCAAAAAGUACAUAGUAGAGAACGAAGUCCCUGACACUACUUAUGAUGCAGAAGGUGUUGCUCUGUUCAGGGUUCAAGGUUCUGGACCCGAGAACAUGCAAGCCAUACAGAUAGAAGCGGUUUCCACAGGGUUAAAUUCUUCUUACUGUUAUAUAUUACAUGGUGAUUCUACGGUUUUCACUUGGCGUGGCAAUCUAACUUCCUCGGAUGAUCAAGAACUCAUGGAGAGAAUGUUGGAUCUGAUCAAGCCAAAUGAAAACACCAAGGCACAAAAAGAAGGUUCAGAGUCUGAACAGUUUUGGAAAUUACUAGGAGGGAAAUCAGAAUAUCCGAGCCAAAAGAUCAAAAAGGAUGGAGAGAGUGAUCCUCAUCUCUUCUCUUGCACAUUCUCAAACGAAAAUCUAAAGGUUACAGAGAUCUUCAACUUCACUCAAGAUGAUUUGAUGACUGAAGACAUCUUCAUUCUUGAUUGUCACACUGAGAUCUUUGUCUGGGUCGGGCAACAAGCUGACCCCAAGAAGAAACCGAAAGUUUUAGCCAUUGGAGAGAAAUUCCUUAAGCACGACUUCCUUCUAGAGAAUCUAGCAAGCGAAACACCGAUAUACAUCGUAACUGAAGGAAACGAACCUCCAUUUUUCACUCGGUUCUUUACCUGGGACUCUUCUAAAUCUGCAAUGCAUGGAAACUCUUUCCAGAAAAAGCUAGCAAUCCUGACAAACAAAGGGAGGCCGCUUCUAGAAAAACCUAAAAGGAGAGCACCGGUGUACAGCAGCAGAUCCAGCGUUCCAGACAAAUCACAACCGCGGUCAAGAAGUAUGACUUCUACUCCAGACAGAGCCCGUGUGAGGGGACGUUCUCCAGCUUUCAACGCACUAGCUGCUAACUUUGAGAACAUAGGCACAAGAAACCAAUCAACUCCACCACCUAUGGUUAGCCCUUUGGUCCGGAAGCUCUACCCUAAAUCUCUUGCACCAGACCUCACCCCCAGAUCCGCAGCUUUUGCUGCCCGCACAGCCCUUUUUGAGAAAUCUAGGCCUACUCCUCAAGAAACACCAAGUAGCCUCGGUCCAUCUGAAGAUACAAACGAAGCGGAGGAACCUAAGAUGACAGAGGACGAAUCGAUGAGCAGCAUUCGUGAAGAUUCCAAAGAAGAAGAAGAAGCGGAAGAAGAAGAAAGCAGCCUCCCUACUUUCCCAUACGAACGGCUCAAAACUGACUCAGAGGAUCCUCCUCCAUCAGAUAUCGACCUCACUAGACGAGAGGCAUACAUGAGUGCAGCAGAGUUCAAGGAGAAACUUGAGAUGACAAAGAGUGAGUUCUAUAAACUGCCCAAGUGGAAACAAAACAAGCUUAAAAUGGCCGUUCAUUUAUUCUGAAACAAUCUUCCCUCAAGAAACUCAGUCUUCAUCCCAAGUUCCCAACCCCAAAGCCUGUAAGUUGGUCCCUUUGUUUCAGUGCAAUCUUACUCUUAUGAAUAGACCAGGAGAGAUCCGGUUUAAUUGCUAAACACAGGCUCUUGAUCAAGUUUUGAAAGAUAAAAAAAAUCCGGUUUAGUGUAGUGUGUCUUCCCUUAUUAAAUCUUAUACCUCCUCUUCUUUUGCAGUUCAAGAAACACAUACAGGGCAUCAUGAAUUGAUCUUCAUCUUCUGAGCUGCUUACAAAUAAUGAAAUACAUCAUUUUAAAAAUCCUUGCAUUCUGUAAAUUUUCUUAUAAACUAAAUGAUUCUAGUUUUCUAACAUUUAUACUUAGGAUUUGUUUGUGUGGCGGUUUGUUUUUAUGAUUUCUCACUGAUCAGUGUGCCUGUGGCUGUGGGGUACCUUAACUUUUCUCUGUUGCUAAGAAACAAUGUAAAUUAAUCUUAUAUUUAUUCAGAUGGUACCCUAGCCAUCUGUGAUGAAACAACUACCACAGAUCUCCAUUUUCAUAGGUCUCACAUUGGUUUGGUUUUAUUGUUUUAUUAAUUUAAACUAAGUUUAAUGAGUUAAACAACAUAACAAUUUAAUGGCAUAGUAAACUAAAAAAAAAUCUAUAAAACUAAAAAUCUAACUCAAAAUAUGUAGACUACAAGUUUUUUUUGAGAAAAUUUGUAAUUUAUUAAUUGUUUAACACUUUAUAGUUUGUUUUUAUUUUUUUGUGAUGUAAUAUAUUGAUUUUCAUUUUUUUUUCCAAGCCCCCGAAAUAUUAGGUAGGAACAGCCCUGGUCGUCAGUAAUCUUCAUUGAUCCCAUGUUUUAAACAUUUUUAAUCACUUAAUGCUAACAGAAUUAAAAAAACGGAGUAAGUCAUUUU
Messenger RNA from Brassica rapa (field mustard), 5123 nucleotides. Its product is annotated as villin-5-like. The record is from RefSeq and is a predicted model, not a curated record. Gene Ontology annotation, biological process: actin filament severing; cytoskeleton organization. Gene Ontology annotation, molecular function: actin filament binding. NCBI's taxonomy places the organism in Eukaryota, Viridiplantae, Streptophyta, Magnoliopsida, Brassicales, Brassicaceae.